This is a messenger RNA of Aphanomyces invadans, 2639 nucleotides long. RefSeq lists its product as hypothetical. Lineage: Eukaryota; Oomycota; Saprolegniomycetes; Saprolegniales; Verrucalvaceae. The record is from RefSeq and is a predicted model, not a curated record. The coding region runs from base 17 to 2551 and encodes 844 amino acids. The transcript is spliced from 16 exons. Gene Ontology annotation, cellular component: membrane.
CUCGAACACGUAACCAAUGCGUUUGAAAUUGGCAACCUCGGUCGGCAUGCCUCGCGUCGUGUGGGCUAGCGCCAUGGCCGUCGCGCUGGCCGCGCAUCCUGCGACUUGUUCCAACUUGACGACGUGCAAGGACCUUGCUCCAUCCACGUGUGCGCUGCUGGUCGCGGACAUGGCGCCGUUCAUCACGCAGUCGCUGUUGACGCUGUCGACCUCGACCAGCUCCAAUGGAGCGCUCAGUAUGGAUUCGCUAGUCCAAGACGCCCAAGCGUACUCGCAGGCAGCGACGCAGACGCUGGUCGAUCACGUCGACACGAUUCGCGGCUACGACCAAAACUGGUUUCGAACGUCACUUCAUUUGAUGGCGACGUGGGGGUGUGCGUCGACGCUGACGGAGGCCGACAAGGAACGAUGCGUCGCCCCGAACGAUCCGUAUGCCGCCAUGGACGCAACGGGGACAUCGUGUGUCCGAGUGUCGGGUCCAGGCAACUGCUCGUCGCUCGGCCUUUGUGAGCGCAAGGCGACGUGCUACUGGCCCCCUCCCACCGACAACCGGGAGCCGUACUUUUCGGCCGCCGUCGUCGACGCCGCGACGGAAUGGGUUCACACCGGGUACAUGGAGUCGCUUGUUCCGUACGUGAUCCCGGGGGUGUUUAUGUCGAUGGUGGUGCUGGUUGCGACGACGGGCUUCAUCACGUGUCGGUGUGGCCUUGGUCGAUGCUAUGGCUCCAAGCCGUUCAAGCACGGGUACUCCAAGUGCGGCAAACUCGUGCCGGCCCUCGUGUUUGUGUUUUUUUCACUCGUCGUUGCUGUUCUCACGGCAAUCGCGUGGACGCAGCACAAAACCAUGUCGGACGGCGUCGUCGGCGCGUUCCAAGCCUUGGACAUGACGUUUGCCAACUUGAACAUCCUCUCGACCAACACGUUAGCCCCUCUUCGAGCUGUCCAGCAGGAACUCAAUUCCACCAUCGAUCGCAUACGCCAAGACGUAUCCGACACGGAAUGGGUCCACGAGGACUUUUCGGCGCUCCAGCGAGUCACAUCGACGCUCACGACCACCAUGAAGACAACCAUGGGGCCAUAUCCCAUCGGGUGCACCCCUGGCACGAGCGCUGUGUGCAUUGCAUGCCCGCCGUCCAUGUGCGCCGACUUUCCCGCAGCGUUGACGCAGUGGAUCGCGAGCCUCGACACCGUCCACGAAGCUGUCGAUCGGUCGACGAAGACCAUGCAAAACAGCGUCGCUAGCGCCCAAGCGUCCCUCGGUGGCGCCAUGAAUGCCGCGUCCGCGCUCUUGACGAUGGUGCAGACCCGUGCAACAGCGAGUCAGACCAGCCUUCAGUCGGCGUGGGACAUCUUCAAGCGCAUAGCGGAAUAUCGUGUCGAAGUGAUCUUGGCGCUUUUCGUCUUGGGCUUGGUCGGGGCGCUCCUUGGGUGCAUUGCGCUCUGCGCGGGUUAUUACUCCAACUCGGCGCGGCUCAUCAAGCUGAUGCAUCUGAGCUGGGGCCUCAGCGCGCUCGUGAGCUUUGUCGGAUUUCUCGUGUCCGCGACCAUGCUCGUUCUUGCGAUCCUCGGCAACGACGCUUGCCACUACGUGGUUGAAGUGCAGCACGACGUCGAGUCGCUGUGGCCCGGCCAGCUCGCCAAAACCCUCGACAGCUGCUACGCGGGGGAAAGCCCCCUCGACGCGCUCGACCUUGCGUCGUCGCUGGCGUUUUCAUGCUCACUGCCGUCGGAUUUGACGGCUGCUACAACGGGGCCAUCGACGUUGGUGGCCCUCGAUCCACUCGUCGACCAAAUGAGCAGCUUUACCCUGUCGACAUUCGGCGUGUCUGCCGCGAUUGCCGACCAGUACAUUGCGCAAGCGGCUGCGACGACCCCCGGCCUCACGAGAGCCAACAUCCAAACGCCGUGGGUCCUCUACAGCAUGCCGGACGCUGGUCAAGCCUGCGCAGUCAGCCCCACCACGGCGGCUACGUGCUUUAUGGCGAGCUAUUGCAACCCCACGACGACAUGCUUAGUAGACUUUACACGCGCGCACGACUACAAAGUUGCCGUGGAUCAAAUCGAACUCGAGCUGCAGCAAGUUCAGGGCGACUUUGCGGGCGCGGCACCCGUCGUGCAUUCGCCGUCCUGGCCAGGAUCUCUGCCGCCCAUUCGUGACAUGGCGUUGCAAUACACUGCCGCGUUAGUCGCGCUCGGCAACGGCCCGCUCCGCGCGCUCCAAAACGGCGCGGUCGGCAACAUGCUGCUUCACGUCGACCAGGUCAAGUGCUCGAUGCAAUGCUCGUGGCUCGCCAAGAGCACAAACCUACUCUACACGAGCGUGUGCUCGAACCUCGUCGGGUCGACGCUAACCGUGUCGCUGUGCAUCUUCCUCAUGUGCUUCAGCCUCCUGCCCAUGAUUGUCAUGGCGAUCGUGUUGGAGAAGCGCCUGCGCGGAAAGACCAAAGUCAAGGGCGCAAGACAGCGACCCCCCGUUGCAACGGACGUCGAAGCGUCGACUGCCAAGAAAGCGAACCGAGUCCCGGCCACAUCCCCUGCGCUUCAAGUGUAGCUAGCUGCCCCCCGCCGCCCCUCCCGGUCGCACAGGACAGCUUGAAUACAAGUUGCAUAUAUACAUUCCCCGGUUGGGACAUGCACAA